Acipenser ruthenus (sterlet) is the source of this 3027-nucleotide messenger RNA. RefSeq names its product IQ motif containing K (gene iqck). Gene Ontology annotation, molecular function: protein binding. The record is from RefSeq and is a predicted model, not a curated record. Lineage: Eukaryota; Metazoa; Chordata; Actinopteri; Acipenseriformes; Acipenseridae. The transcript has 9 exons. Bases 94 to 954 code for a protein of 286 amino acids.
UCUCGUGUUGCCAGGCAACCGCGGAGCGCAGUUCAGUAAACUUCAGUUCCACCGAUAGAAUUUGAAAGGUGCGCCCUUAGCAACCUGACCGUCAUGGCAAAAAUUAUAGGAGAAAAAAAAAGUCUGUGGCAGCAAGUUUGUGACGAAUAUGACUCUCAGUACCCGCCUCCACUGGAGAAUGCAGCCUCUGACACAUGUUCGGUUGAAACCUGUGUCUCGCAGUACAGCGCCAGCAAGCACUCGCCAGUCUUCCACGGGAUCAUGGCAUCCAAGGUGGCAGUGGACACAGGGCUGUUUAAUGAUUUUGAACCGCAGUGCUCUCACCCCGCGCUGGCAGGCUACGCUGUGGCCCCAAGACCCCCCCAGCCCAAAUUGGUCACGCCGGAAAUCAUUGACCCACACACAUGCUCUCCAAAGGAAUACCUGGAGAACUAUUUGUUCCCUGCGCUACUCCCAGGAAUGGAGGCCAUGCUGGCACAGGCACAAUGGGAAUGCUGUCUUGAGAGAAAGCGAACCAGGUUCAACGCAUGUGAUUUCCUGACUGAAUGGCUAUAUAAUAAGAACCCACGGCGACUAGAGCAGGAGCCUGUGAGCUUUGAUGAGAUUCCAUUUGUCAGGGACUGGCUCAGAGAACAUCCUCGACCUCCUAUCCCACUAUCUCUGCUGCUGUCAGAUGAAUCUGCAGCUAUACUAAUCCAGGCUGGCUGGAGGGGCUAUAAGGUGCGCUGUGACCCUGAGGUGCAGGAGCUGAGGCAGUGGCAGAAGGAGCUGCGAGAGGAGAGCCGGGACAUUGGACAGAGGGUACAGGAGUUCUGGGCCAAUCAGGAGUCCAGAGGUAGGAGAGGAAUGUUGGAAAGAGUUGGACGUGAGCUGGAGGACACGAGUCAAGCAAACCGAUCAGGAGUUUGCAUCCGGGUCCUGUCACCCACGCCUCAGAACACAGUCAUCCUGUGACACCCGGACCAGCUCCCAGGAAGCCUGGUCCAGGGAUGCGCUUCAGCCUUGCCAGGGUCCAAGUUCUUCUGCGUGAUGAGCGCAGCAUUCGCUUUUGAUUCAUAUGACUGGGAUAUAUUUAGAGGAUCAAAAGAGCAACAGUAUUGAAUAUCCCCUAGGUCAACAAAGAGUGUAUGAACCAGUUUAUACUGUAUACAUUAAAGAAAAGUUAUACGUUUGAACUAAUAUUUAUGGUUUGCAUCUAUUACUGGGGCAAACAUAGUUAAUUACACUAAGAUCGAUGUAGUAGUGUAUAUACUGUGAUUGACUAUCUAUAUCAUCAAAAUAUCAUUAAAAAAUGUUUUAACCAGUCCAGUGAAUCUAGCAUUCCUUGUAGUAUAUUUUCCAUUUUCAGUUGCUGGCUGGAAAAUCCGAAGUUAAUAGACUGUAACAGAACCACUGAUGAUCUAUUAUAAGAUACUUGUACCAGAUAUCGACAACUUAAUUUUAUUAAAAUAAACAGAAGCCCACAGCUGGUUAGUCUAAUCAAAUAGCUUUUUUAAAGACAUUGUCUAUGAAAUAUGAUAAUGCUGCAUUAACAGCUCCCUCUGGAGAUGGCAGGAUCAACUUGGACUAAUGCAGUUUCAGAGCCUCAUAGUAUUUACAGUAAAAUGUUGGUGCAGGGAAACAAAUAUAAUACCAGUUGUGUUACUGGAUAGAUUAUGCACAAAAAAAACCCCAUAAAAAAAUGAAAAUGCAUGAGAAAGCAAGGCAACUGACAUGAACAUGAACCAGACUGGAGAGCAGAACUAAAAAGACCAGGACAAGUCAGAAUUGAUCAAUACUAUACGCUGCCAUCACCUGUCCUGCUUAUUAAACACAUGUUGUUUUCUUGUAUUUGAGUUUGGUUUGCGCUGAGCUCAGCCUAGCUUUACUAACUGGUAAAUGCCUUCUGUCUGAUUUGCUGAUUCCAAGGCAACACUGGUGGAACAUUUAGUUUCUAAUUCCAGAUGAAACUACUAAGGUGAAAAAUAAAAUAGAUAACAUUGGAUCGCUGAUGCCAGGCUGUGUGAUAGAAGUUUUUAUAUAAUUAGUUCCCUUCAAAGACUCAUGAACCACUUCAUGUCAGUUUACUGGUCUGACAUAACUGAUUAAAAUGCAUAUAUUGUAGCCUGGCAUCAUGUGUUCUAUGCAGGGGUGAAUUAAUUGUUCAAAUAUAUUUACAAAGCCAGAAGAAAAUAUGCCAUCUGUACUUCCUAAUUAAAGGUCUAGUAUCUUAGCUGAAACACAAGGCUAAGUAAGCAUGUGACUUUGUUAUUUGUUCCAGAACAAUCAAAUGGGACAAGUGCUUUAGACCAUUGGGUUUAGCCUGAACUUGUUAAUCUUUAAACCAUUUUGGGUCUUUAACAAUGAAUCCAGAAGUUACAGUUUACUCACAAGGUUUUUAAAAGCCAUUUGAAACGCUUGACAGACAAAAUGAAACUACAAAAAGGAGUUUUAUUGAAAGUUUCUUUUCUUUCACUACAUACAAUAACAAGAGCUCUGUUCCAUCAGGAAAAAACAUGUUAAACAAUGGCAUGCUCCGAGUCCUCACAGUGUCAGCCCUGAAAAGAAACUAAAUCUCUCUUCACCCCUACAGGACCCAAAGCAGCCUCAAACACCCCUCCCUGCAUCCCUGCACCCCUGCACGGGACAUCCUGAGAGAGGUCCAGGUUAGGUUGUAACCAACUGGGCCUAAUACUGUGCAAUAUUUAAAUUGCUGACUGUCAGUAUCUAAUCUUCAGUACUGAGUUCUUUAGACAUUAUACAGUAGUUAUGAUCAUGGUAUCAGUUACACUUGUUUUAUUUUAAUAUGUGUCUCCAUAUUAAAUAAUGAAUCAUGUAUUUGAUAGAUAGUACUGGGUUCUCUGUACAGUAUUGUAUUUGCUGGCUCUCAGAUCACCAAUACUAUUUAUUGUGUAUUACUGCAAGAAUUUAGUAUGGAGUUCAAUUUACUGCACUGUAAUUAUUUAGCUGUCUCUUAGAGCCCCAGCACAAUUUCUAUAUUAUCAGAAAUUUGUAUUUUGGUAGCAAUAAAAAUCUAUUAAAACCUUA